Molecule: messenger RNA, 2481 nt
Organism: Manihot esculenta (cassava)
Lineage: Eukaryota; Viridiplantae; Streptophyta; Magnoliopsida; Malpighiales; Euphorbiaceae
Product: SRSF protein kinase 1
Exons: 4
Coding region: 514-2133 (539 amino acids)
Biological process (GO): spliceosomal complex assembly; regulation of mRNA processing; protein phosphorylation
Molecular function (GO): protein kinase activity; ATP binding
Source: RefSeq, a predicted model, not a curated record
GUUGUUAAAAAAGAAAAAAGAUAUCCGUUUCUCAGUUUCCCGGCAAAGACUAAUUCCCUAAACCCUAAUUCACUCUUCUCGUUUAUCACCACCACCACCAUCACCCGCAAAAAUCCUUCCUUGUCACUCUCUCUCUCUUCCUCUCUUCCGAAUUCAUUCAAGUCAGACAAGUUCGAUUACAGUUUGCACUUUCAUUCAGAUCCUGUUCCAUUACUUUGGUUAUCCAUUCUUCGAAAUUCUUUAUCUUUUAUCUGUCUUUUUUUUCCAUAACAAAACGCUUUUAGGGUUUCUUGGGUUCAACCAAGGAAUCCCCUAAUUGGAUCAAAAUUUAGUUCAUUUGUCCAUUCCUUCGUCAAAAUUUUUUACCCAGUUUGUUCAUAUUGGCAGUGCUCACUUGUUUUUAGUUGAGACCAAAAUCCCACCUCUGGGUUUCUCAUUCUUAGUCAAGAAACGCGUAUACAGUUUGAUUACCUAGUUUGGUGAAUUUUUUCUUUUUAUCAUUUUGGUGCUUCGAUGGCAGAGGAUAGGAAUGGAGCCCGCAGUGAGGCGAGCGAUUACUCGUCCGAGGACGAGGGAACGGAGGAUUACAGGAGAGGAGGUUACCAUGCGGUGCAAAUUGGGGAUAAGUUCAAGAAUGGACGCUAUAUGGUGCAGAGAAAGCUUGGUUGGGGUCAUUUCUCUACUGUUUGGCUCGCAUGGGAUACGCAGGGAUCGCGUUAUGUAGCUUUGAAAGUUCAAAAGAGUGCUCAACACUACACUGAAGCAGCAAUGGAUGAAAUAAAGAUCCUCAAACAGAUUGCUGCAGGAGACCCAGAUGAUGAAAAAUGUGUUGUGAAGCUGUUGGAUUAUUUUAAACAUUCAGGGCCUAAUGGACACCACGUAUGCAUGGUUUUUGAGUUCUUGGGAGAUAAUCUGUUGACCCUUAUUAAAUAUAGUGGUUAUCGAGGGGUUCCUUUACCCAUGGUCAAAGAAAUAUGUUUUCAUAUUCUAGUGGGCCUGGAUUACUUGCAUCGCAAGCUUUCAAUUAUUCACACUGAUUUGAAGCCUGAGAAUAUCUUGCUUUUGUCAAUGAUUGAUCCAUCUAAAGAUCCCUGUAAAUCAGGCACUCCUCUCAUCCUCCCAACCAGCAAGAAUAAAAUUGUUUCUGAGUCUCCUGCUUCAAAAUCUAGUCAGAGUUUAAAUGGGGACCUUACAAAGAAUCAAAAAAAGAAAAUAAGAAAGAAAGCUAAGAAGGCAGCUCAAAUUUCUGCAGGGAAAGAAGCUUAUGAGGAAAACAAGGUUGACCCUGAAAUACUUGGCCCUGAAGAUUCUAAUGCUGGUAAAAAUUCUAAUGAAGACUCCCUUGAUGAUUCAAAUACUUUGGUGAUUAAAGAUAAAUCAAUGAAGCUUGAAGAAAGCAAGGAUGCUUGUCAAGAAAAACGUGGGCAUAGAAGAGGCAGUCCUACCACAAGGCAAAAGCUAUUGGCUGCAGUUGAUAUGAAGUGCAAAUUGGUUGACUUUGGAAAUGCUUGUUGGACAUACAAACAAUUUACGAGCGAUAUCCAGACUAGGCAAUAUAGGUGUCCUGAGGUUAUUCUUGGAUCUAAAUACUCGACUCCAGUGGAUCUUUGGUCCUUUGCUUGUAUUUGCUUUGAGCUGGCCACUGGUGAUGUCCUUUUUGAUCCUCACAGUGAUGAGAAUUAUGAUAGGGAUGAGGAUCACUUGGCAUUGAUGAUAGAGCUUCUUGGCAUGAUGCCGCAUAAGAUUGCAUUAGGCGGUCGUUAUUCCCGGGAUUUCUUCAAUAGACAUGGAGAUCUAAAGCACAUCAAUCGGUUGCGUUUUUGGCCUCUGCAUAAGGUGCUUGGUGAGAAGUAUGAUUUCAGUGAACAUGAUGCAAAUGACAUGGCCGACUUCCUUAUUCCCCUACUUGAUUUUGUGCCUGAAAAGAGGCCAACAGCGGCUCAAUGCCUCAGUCACCCAUGGUUUACUGCAGGCCCUCGUCUGCUUGAACCUGCCAUGCCUCCUGUUCAACCGCAUGCAAGUGAUGGGAAAAUGUCUGAAAACGAGAGGGAAAGGGAUGAGAGGGAAGCUGUGGAAGCUGGAGUGGGGAAUAUAGCUAUAGAUGGAGCCACCAAGCCACAUGACGCUUUGUAAUAGGCAUGACGAAAUUGGUAUUAGUGUUUUAAAUCCUUAAUUUUCCACGCCUCCCUUUUCCUCGACUUGAAUUUGCCACAAGUGGACUUGCAUUCUUUGCAGAGGGAUAUUGGCUGGCUUCUCACAAAUAUUAGAGAUUUUUGCUGCAAAUAGGUGAAAUCAUGUGAAAGCCUAUCAAUCGUGGUGUGGACUAUGGGGAAUUGUGAGUCCUCCACAAAAUUUCCACUUUUUACUUUUAUUGCAUACUUCAGUGUCCUUGGAACAGAUUUUGGAUCGAGCUUCUAGGUUUUGCUAUCAUUUUGUAUAUUUUCAUUGCAUUUGUGCUUAUUGUUUGGUGAGUUGUGAACA